Molecule: messenger RNA, 5524 nt
Organism: Trachemys scripta elegans
Lineage: Eukaryota; Metazoa; Chordata; Testudines; Emydidae
Gene: BCL9L
Product: BCL9 like
Exons: 8
Coding region: 697-5121 (1474 amino acids)
Biological process (GO): canonical Wnt signaling pathway; negative regulation of transforming growth factor beta receptor signaling pathway; positive regulation of transcription by RNA polymerase II
Cellular component (GO): beta-catenin-TCF complex
Molecular function (GO): transcription coactivator activity; beta-catenin binding
Source: RefSeq, a predicted model, not a curated record
UCUCCAAAUGAUUAUUCAGACUCAGGAAGAGAAAGAGGGAGAGAAAGGAGUACUCCAUACACAGAGCUUUGCCCACUUUAAAACAGCAUCCUCUCAAAAACACAGAGAUUCUUAGCUGGAGGGAUCUAACAGACAGUUAAACAAUAAUAAGGAUCAAGAGUGGUGAAAAAGAAAAUUGUGGAGAAGGUUCCUGUAACUUCAGGGAGGCAAGAGGGAAGUUGCUGCUAAAAAUCAGCCAACCAACAACCUCCCCCACCAGAAACUGAGUCUGAAUUCUCCUCAAGUGAAAGUGAAACAACUAAAGGAGUGAAAGUGUGUGCGAGAGGCAGAGUGUUUGAAAUGUGUGUGUGUGUGUGCUGUGCAUGUAGGUGAGACUCCAGUGCGUGUAGAAAGAGCAUGAUCCACUCCCCAGAGCCCCCUGCAGCUGGCUGGAAGGCUGUUGGUGAAGAAGACCAUGAGCCCUGACUGCAUGGCUGUCCCCCAGCAGCUUCCAGAUCCUCAGCUCCCCUCUAACAAGCUUCACAGAGCAGACAGCUGCUGAAAAGCCCAAAGGAAAAAAGCACAGGAUCACUAUGGGAAAUACCUCUGGCCUUUCUUGAGACCCGGAGCAAGAGAAAGGUGUUUUGACCAAAGGGAAGCAACAGCAGGGACUUGGAGCUCCCUCCACUGUCACUGCCAGAAGUUUUAGCCAAUCAAAUGCACCCUGACAAUAAACUGACCAAUCAUGGAAAGACAAGUAACAGCGGCACCCAGUCUCAGCACCAUAAUGUGAGCCAAGGACCCACCUGCAACCUGGGGUCUAAGGGCGUGGGGGCGGGAAAUCAUGGCAGCAAAGCCAAUCAGAUUUCUCCUGGCAACUCUGGACUGAAAAACAGCCAGAACGCUGUCCCAAACUUUGGGUCCUUGAAGGGCAAAGUGAAACGGGAACGAAGCAUCUCGGUGGACUCAGGAGAGCAGCGGGAAGCCAGCACCCCCUCACUGGACACGGAAUUGAAAGGUGAGGUGGCUCCCCGCAGCAAGCGUCGGUGUGUGCUGGAGAGGAAACAGCCAUACAGCGGGGACGAAUGGUGCUCAGGCCCGGACAGCGAGGAGGACGACAAACCCAUCAGCAGCACACACAACUGUAAUGUAGCAGAUCCUGCAAUGUCCACAGCCCCGCAGCUUGGUCCUGGGUCCAACCCGCUGCCGAACCUGAAUGAGACCAGUUCUUCCAAUGCACCACAUGGCGCUGCUCCUGGCCUGCGACCCGAUGCUGGGGGCAGUGGAGGUGGUGGUGCCGGAAAGCAGCCUUCCCAGUUUGUUUACGUCUUCACCACUCACCUUGCUAACACUGCCGCAGAAGCCGUCUUGCAGGGGCGAGCAGACUCCAUCCUGACCUAUCAUCAGCAGAAUGUACCCCGGGCAAAGCUAGACCAGGCUCCGACUCCCAAGGUACUGGGAGUCACCGAGCAACUGCCAGUUAACCCACCUGCCUCCAGCACUCCACAGUCCCAGCCCCCAGCAUCGCAGGGCAACCAGGCACAGCCUCAGCCCCCCCCAGCACAGCCCCCCCCACCCCAAAGCAUCAGUCAGCAAGCUCUGCCUGCACCAACUACCCUACCCCAGGAAGGGACGGGAGAGGACAUUCGGCGGGACCUGACUCCCAACUCUGUGGGAAAUAGCAGCGGCAGCACCCAGCCAGGGAGCAACCACCCCAACACGCCCAACGCCUCCACCAACCCGAUGCAGCCUGGGCAGGUGGACUCUUCUAGUGCUUCCAGCUCUAACUUACUGGGGGAUGGUACCAGUGCUGGGGCAGGCGGAAAUGGGCAGGUAGUGCUGGGCCCCAGGAACCCCAUGAACUCAGAGGGGCUCUCUAAGGAGCAGCUGGAGCACCGGGAACGCUCCCUGCAGACCCUGCGGGACAUUGAGCGCCUGCUGCUGCGCAGCAGUGAGGCCGAGCCCUUCAUGAAGUCCAACCAAAGUGCUGGUGAGGGUGGCCCCACUCCCCAGUCGCAGGCCCCACUCACCCAGCCACCCCUCCCACCUGCGGGCAUGAAGAAGUAUGAAGAGCCCCUGCAGUCCAUGAUUUCUCAGACGCAGAAUCUGGGGGGCCCCAACUUGGAGCAUGAGGUCCCCCACCACCCAGGCUCUGACAUGGGGCAGCAGAUGAACAUCAUGAUGCAGCGGCUGAACCAGGACAGCCUGACGCCAGAGCAAGUGGCCUGGAGGAAGCUGCAGGAGGAGUAUUAUGAGGAGAAGCGGCGGAAGGAGGAGCAGAUCAGCAUCCAUGGUCGACCCAUGCAGGAGAUGAUGAUCCCACAGUCCAUGGGUGGCAUGAUGAUUCGGGGGCCGCCACCACCCUAUCACAGCAAACCUGGGGAGCCGUGGCCUCCAGGGAUGGGCAACCAGCUAAGGGGGCCCAUUGAGGUCCAGGACCCCAUGCAGAUGAGGGGAGCACCCCCCUUCCCAGGGCCAAGGUUCCCUGGAAAUCAGAUGCAGAGGGUCUCUGGCUUUGGCGGGAUGCAGAAUGUGCCCAUGGAUGCCCUUGGGCCCAUGAAUGCUAUGCAGCGGCCAGUCAGGCCUGGCAUGGGAUGGAAUGAUGAUAUGCCUCCAAUAGGAGGCCCAGGGAACUUUCCACAAGGGAGCCUGCCCUAUCCUUCAGGGCAAGGGGACCCUGAGCGGUUCAUGAACCCCCGAGCCAGGGAGGAGAUCCUGAGGCACCAGCUGAUGGAGAAGCGCCCGGUGGUGAUGCAGAGGCCCAUUGGGAUGUCUGGCAGCUCCAUGAGCCAAGGUUUGGAAAUGGAGAGGAUGAUACAGGCUCACAGGCAGAUCGACCCGUCCAUGUUUCCUGGACAGAUGCCAGGAGAGAGCCUAGGUGGCGCACCCAUAGGUAUGGACUUCACAGGUACCCGGGGGAUAUUGAGCCCACCCAUGAGCCAGUCGAGCCUCCGAGACAUGGAUGCGCCCAUGGGACCUGGGAACCUCAACAUGAACAUGAAUGUCAACAUGAACAUGAACAUGAACCUCAAUGUCCAGAUGACCCCACAACAACAGAUGAUGAUGUCGCAGAAAAUGAGGGGCCCUGACAUGAUAGGCCACCAGGGCAUCAGCCCUGAGGAUCUGGCCAGGGUGAGGGCUCAGAAUGGUAGUGGUGGCACAAUGAUGGGGGGGCCACAGAAGAUGAUGAUCCCCUCACAGUUCCCCAGCCAAGGGCAGCAAAGCUUCUCAGGCGGGCAGGGCCCCUAUCCCAGCAUGCCCCAGGAGAUGGGCAGUGCCCCAGACAUGUUCAGCCCUGAACAGGGUGCCAUGUCCAUUGGGAACAUCGGCGGCACCACCAGGCUCAGCCACAUCCCUUUGCCGCCAGCUUCCAAUCCCCCUCCCACCCAAGGGGGCAACCUAGCCAACAUGCACCCGGCACCCUCACGGGGGCUGGGCCGCAGGCCCUCCGACCUCACCAUCAACAUCACCCAGAUGAACUCCCCUGGCAUGGCCCACCUCAAGUCCCCAACGCUCAGCCAGGUGCACUCACCGCUUGUCCCCUCCCCAUCUGCCAAUCUGAAGUCUCCCCAGACGCCCUCGCAGAUGGUCAGCAUGCCACCUUCCAACCAGUCUGGGCCCCUGAAGUCGCCCCAGGUGAUGAGCUCCUCCCUCAACGUCAGGUCUCCCACCAGCUCACCAAGCCGCCUGAAGUCCCCUUCCAUGGCCGUUCCUUCACCCGGGUGGGUGCCAUCUCCCAAAACCACCUUGCCAAGUCCAGGAGUCAGCCAGAGCAAGCAGCCUAUCAGCAUGAAUUCGUCAGCUUCCAUGGGAGGGCUGGAUCAGGAUCCAUCCCCCUCCCAGAACCCCCUCUCGCUGAUGAUGUCACAGAUGUCCAAGUAUGCCAUGCCCAGCUCCACACCACUCUACCACAAUGCCAUCAAAACCAUCGCCACCUCUGAUGAUGAGCUGCUCCCAGACAGGCCUAUGCUCCCACCAGGAAGCAUGCCAGGUAUCACAGGAAAUCAGCCAAAUCAACUGCACUUGAACUCAGUGGGGCCUGCAUCCUCGCAGAGUCCCAUGGGGAUGAACUUGCCUGGCCAGCAGCCACUCUCCCAUGAACCCCCGACGUCCAUGAUGUCCUCGCCGAAUCCCCUGGGCGCCAACAUUCCGAUGCACCCUGGUGCGCAGGGGGCGGGUGUGCCCCCCCCAAAUCCCAUGAUGCUGCCUCCAGGGCCCCAGGACUCCUUGAACCAGCCCUGCGGCCCUGUGCCAAACAAUUCUCAGAUGAUCCCUUCCAACCAGCUGGUGUUCCCCCGCAUGCAGCAGCCCCACAAUGCCAUGCAGUCUCCAGCUGCGGGUAUGCCCAUGACACCAGGAGGUGGGGCUGGGAUGCAGCAACAUUACCCGCCCGGGAUGCCCUUGCCACCAGAGGACCUUUCCUCCCAGCAGCCUGGCCAGAUGCCCCCCCAGCAGCACAUGCUGGGCAAGAACAUCCCUCCUCGGAUUGGAGAUCCCUACCCCCCUGUGCUUCCGGGUGUGGCUUCAGUGCUGAAUGACCCUGAGCUCAGUGAGGUCAUCCGCCCCACACCUACGGGCAUCCCUGAGUUUGACCUCUCCAGGAUCAUCCCUUCAGAGAAGCCGAGCAGCACCUUGCAGUAUUUCCCCAAGAGUGACAGCCAAGCACCGAAAUCACAGCCUUCCAACCUCCACCUCAUGAACCUGCAGAACAUGAUGGCUGAGCAGCCACCCACGCGACCAGGCAUGAGCACCCCCAGCCUUCCAGGGCAGCAGGGCAUGCAGCGGGGACUCAACAUGUCUAUGUGCCACCCUGGACAGGUGUCCAUGCUGAGCAGGACAGGUAUGCCACCCCAGCAAGCCAUGAUGGGGAACAGCAUGCACCAGGGCAUGAUGUCCCCCCAGCAGAGUCUGAUGGCCCAGCAGAAUUUCAUGCUGAUGCAGGCUAAGCAGAGGAGCAUGUCUGUGUCAGGGGAAAUGUACGCCCAGUCGGGCCAUAUGAUGUCGCCUCAGGGCUCCCUCAUGGGGCCCCCACCUCAGCAGAACCUUAUGGUCACACACCAGAUGAGGCAGAGGAGUGUUUCACUGGACAGCCAAAUGAGCUACAUCUCCGGGCCUGGAAACAUGGCGAACCUGCCUUUCUAAUCAUGUCCUGAGGGGCAAGGGCCGAUUGUAGAAACUUUUUUUUUAAAACCUUUAUUUGGAUUAGGGUCGGGAGGCUGGGGCCUGUGGGGGUGCGGAGGGUUUUUCAUAUUGGAUUUGCCUCUAUAAGGAAAACCAGAUGUGCAGUAAAAUUGAUGUGAAUCCUUUUUGGGGGGCGGGGGUAUUAUUAUUUUUGAAACUCAAGUGGUGACCGGGGGCUUCCAGACCCUACGGCAGUUUGUAAAAUCUUCCUUUUUUUUUCCUCGUAGUGUGGGUUUUCUUUGUUUUUUGUUUUGUUUUAAAGAACAACCAAAAUGUACAACAAGAUUUUGAAUGAGCUGUAAAUAGGGCUGGGAAAGGCAGAAACUUGUGCUGGUUUUAAAUUGUCUGUAUUUCUGUGUUUUAA